ACUGAAAAAGUGCCUACAAGACUGGCAACUGUGUUAAUCUGCUGCAACAAAGCAGUGGAAAACAUGCUUGCCCUAGCAGAACCAUUUGAGGGUCAGAUCUUGGUUUAGCCAGUUGUUGAAAACAAUGCCCAGUAACAGAAAAACUGCAGAGAUCAAGACUGAAAAGGAAAAGAAAAAAAUGAAACAUCUCAUGCCGGGAAAGGAAAAGGUGAAGAAGAAAUCCAAGCAUGCCAUGUCAGAGGAGGAUCAAGAGGCACAUGAACCGAGGAUGAAAAAACAAAAAAUGGAGAAAAAGGAAGAGCAAGACCAAGAUCUUUCACCAGAAGAGAAGAGGAUACUAGAACGAAAGCUGAAAAAAGAGCGCAAGAAGGAGGAAAAGAGAUUAAUGCGAGAAGCAGGGGUCAUCGCUAAGAAGGAAGUGCCUAAGAAACCCUCAGGUUUGGAAUUGGCAUUGAACUACUUAACUUCCUGGUCUGAGAACCCCAAAGAAUGGAAGUUUCAGAAGACGAGGCAAACGUGGCUCCUGACACACAUGUAUGACAAAGAAAAGGUCCCCGAUAAGUAUUUUUCCAUUUUGCUGCGGUACCUUGAAGGGCUCCAAGGAAACGCUCGAGAUACAACUGUACAGAAAGCGGAAGCUUUGAUGAAGGAAUAUGACAAGUCUGAAACAGAAGAUUCUGCCCUUUUGGAGACAUGUGAGCGCCUUCGGAAAGUUCUUCAGCUGUUGUCAUGAAACCCUUUCAUACUGUCAGGCUUUCCCUAGGAUCCAUGUAUCUGCAUAAUGUUAUGGGAACAGCGCCUUUGCUUCUUUAAAAUUCAGCCGCAACGUUCAGUUUUAGUCAAAAUGAUGUUUUUAAUCUUCACCUUCCCCUUUUUAAAGCAGAUCUCUCCCAAAGCUCGAAAGGCACUGCAAAUACAGUAAUAACUAAAAUGGUCGGUAUUAAAACCAAUGACAUUUGGACCCAGACCUCUUCUUUUAGGAAUAUUUUUUAGCCUUUUCCUGUGCAAUUUUUAUUAGGAUUCUCAUCUGUUGAAGGCAUUCUUCCCUGCUCCAAAGCAUCUUUCAAUACUUGUGUUUACUUUGGUUUGUUAAUUGCUAGUUUCAUCAUUUACUCAUCCUUAGCACAUACAGAACAGAACCUAAAGCUUUGGAAACACUUUAUGUUGUUCUGCCUUCAUUUGAAUUUUAUUUUAUUUCAGCAAGAUAAGGACUAACUAAACCAUUGGCUCUCCAAUGCAUCAUGGUCAUAAAAAGAAACUGCACUGCCAAUCUGCUACGUCCCCAACCUUCCUAUUAUCUUCACAUGAUUGUUUUUCAGUUCAAUAAAUAUUUCUUCAGUGA
Anolis sagrei ordinatus is the source of this 1342-nucleotide messenger RNA. The record is from RefSeq and is a predicted model, not a curated record. Lineage: Eukaryota; Metazoa; Chordata; Lepidosauria; Squamata; Anolidae.